Daucus carota subsp. sativus is the source of this 1407-nucleotide messenger RNA. RefSeq names its product vignain-like. The coding region runs from base 165 to 1241 and encodes 358 amino acids. NCBI's taxonomy places the organism in Eukaryota, Viridiplantae, Streptophyta, Magnoliopsida, Apiales, Apiaceae. The record is from RefSeq and is a predicted model, not a curated record. The transcript is spliced from 4 exons. Gene Ontology annotation, cellular component: lysosome. Gene Ontology annotation, molecular function: cysteine-type endopeptidase activity.
CAUUGCAUGAGUUUAUCAUAUCGAACUUUGCUUCAUUUGUCGAUGCUUAUCUUUACUUAGUACAUGUACACAUAUAUACAUCAGGCUGAAAAUUACACACUUUCAUAGUUAUCAUUUCUUAGACAGACUUGAAUUGAAUCAACUGGUGAUACAACAGUACUGUCAUGAAGACGGGGUUGGUUUUGCUGGUUUUUCUUUCAGGGGCACUGGUGUUCGCGGUGGCAGAGAACUUUGAGGUCACUGAACAGGAUUUGGCUACGGAUGAAAGGUUGUGGGAUUUGUACGAGAGGUGGAGGAGCCACCAUACAGUUUCCAGAGACUUGACAGAGAAGCAGAUACGUUUUAACGUGUUCAAGACGAAUGUGAAGCAUAUUCACAAAGUGAACCAGAUGAACAAGCCUUACAAACUGGAAGUUAACAAGUUUGCAGACAUGACAUAUCAUGAGUUUAGAAACUCUUAUGGUGGUUCUAAAGUGAAACACUUCAGAAGUCUCCGUGGUGAUCGUGCCAGGACUGGAUUUAUGCAUGAGAACACUAAACAUCUGCCAUCAUCUGUUGAUUGGAGGAAGCAUGGUGCAGUCACCCCUAUAAAAAAUCAAGGAAGAUGCGGUAGUUGCUGGGCAUUUUCAGCUAUAGUUGGAGUUGAGGGUAUAAAUAAAAUCAAGACAAAUCAAUUAGUCUCAUUAUCUGAGCAAGAGCUUGUCGAUUGUGAGUCUGAUAACCAGGGUUGCAAUGGAGGACUAAUGGAGAAUGCACUGGAGUUCAUCAAGCGAAGUGGUGGAGUCACAACUGAGAGAGUUUACCCGUACAGAGCAAGAGAUGAAAGGUGUGAUGCAACAAAGAUGAAUGCUCCAGUUGUUAAGAUUGAUGGGCAUGAGAAUGUACCUGAAAAUAACGAGUAUGCCUUAGCACAAGCUGUUGCAAAUCAGCCUGUAUCAGUUGCUAUCGACGCUGGUGGUUCAGAUAUGCAAUUUUACAGAGAGGGUGUAUACACUGGAGAAUGCGGAACUGAGCUAGAUCAUGGGGUGGCAGUUGUGGGCUACGGAGCAACUAAUGAUGGGACAAAGUACUGGAUAGUGAAGAACUCUUGGGGAACUGACUGGGGAGAAAGAGGUUACAUAAGGAUGGUUCGUGAUAUAAAUGCAGCGGAGGGAAUAUGUGGCAUAGCCAUGGAAGCAUCAUACCCUGUCAAGCUUACUGCAGAUAACCCGAAAGCUGUGCCUCAGAAGGACGAGCUCUGAGAUGUUACAAGACUGCAAUAAACAAAAGAUUAGAGACCCUUCCUGUUUGGUUUGAUUAUAUGUAUGUGGUGGUGGUCACAAAGUGCAGUCUUUAUCUAUGUUUCUAUGUAUAAGCUUGUUUUUCUUUCUGUGAAAUGAAAUAAAACAAACUUUGGUGUGUGUAUAA